Molecule: messenger RNA, 3540 nt
Organism: Pogona vitticeps (central bearded dragon)
Lineage: Eukaryota; Metazoa; Chordata; Lepidosauria; Squamata; Agamidae
Source: RefSeq, a predicted model, not a curated record
AUGGCAGUUGCUCUGGCCACUCGCUCGCGCAGCUUCUGUGUGUACCCAGCUCCUGACCCCCCCCUCCUUCCCCUUUGCUCUCCUCCUUUCUCAGGAACACGGUGCUUUAGCGAACUGUUUUUUGUGAAAGAGCCUCAGGGUGUGACGGUGGCUCGCAAGGAGGCCGUGGUUCUCGACUGCCAGGCCCGGGGAGAAGGCUCCAUCACCGUCACGUGGCUCAAAAAUGGAGCGAAGGUCCCUGAGAACGAGCGGAUCUACACCUUGUCCAACGGUUCUUUGUACAUCAGCGAGAUGGAGGGCAAGCGAGGGGAAGCUCAGCCGGACGAAGGGGCCUACCAGUGCCUGGCCAUGAACAAGUACGGCGCCAUCCUCAGCCAGAAGGCCCACCUCACCUUAGCCACCAUGUCUGCGUUUGAAGUUCAGCCUUUUUCAGCCGAGGUCCGUGAAGGGACCGUGGCUCGGUUCGCCUGCAAGAUAUCGGCCAACCCCCCUGCCAUCAUCACGUGGGAAGUGAACCGGAUGACUUUGCCAAUCGCCACGGACAGAAUAACUGCAUUACCAUCUGGAGUGUUGCAGAUCUAUGGUGUCCAACAGAAGGAUGCGGGAAAUUAUCGCUGCGUUGCUACCACCGUGGCCAACAGGCGGAAGAGCAUUGAGGCGACACUCACAGUUCUUCCAGCCUCCAACACGAAGCUUCUCCACAAGCCGUCCAUCAUCGCUGCUCCUCAGAACGUCACCGCUUCUCUUCACCAAACCGUCAUUUUUGAGUGCGUCGCCACAGGGAAUCCAAAACCUAUCAUUUCCUGGAGUCGCUUAGACCACAAGUCCAUUGAUGUUUUCAACACCCGGGUGCUCGGAAAUGGGAACCUCAUGAUCUCGGACGUGAAAGGGCAGCAUGCCGGCGUCUACAUCUGCCGCGCCACCAUUCCCGGCACUCGCAACUUCACCACGGCCAUGGCUGCGCUCGUGGUGCUCGCUCCUCCUUCGUUUGUGGAGUGGCCGGAAAGCUUGACGAGGCCCCGAGCGGGAACAGCCCGCUUUGCCUGCCAGGCGGAGGGUGUCCCAGCCCCCAAAGUCUCCUGGCUGAAGAACGGCAGGCGGAUCCACUCUAAUGGAAGGAUUAAGAUGUACAACAGCAAACUGGUCAUCAACCAGAUCAUUCCCGAAGACGACGCCAUCUACCAGUGCAUGGCAGAGAACAGCCAAGGGUGCAUCCUCUCGAAGGCCCGGCUGACGGUGGUUCUCUCUGAGGACCGGCCCAGCGCCCCUUGCAACGUCCACGCGGAGACCAUGUCCAGCUCGGCCAUCCUGCUGGCCUGGGAGAGGCCACUUUACAACUCGGACAAAGUCAUCGCCUACUCCGUGCAUUACAUGAAGGCAGAAGGCUUGAAUAACGAAGAAUACCAAGUUGUUAUUGGAAACGACACCACCCAUUAUAUCAUUGACGACCUGGAGCCUGCCAGCAACUACACCUUCUACAUUGUGGCCUACAUGCCCAUGGGGGCCAGCCAGAUGUCCGACCACGUGACGCAGCCCACCCUGGAAGAUGUUCCUCUGAGGGCUCCCGAAAUCAGCUUGACCAGCCGCAGCCCGACCGACAUCCUCAUCUCAUGGCUCCCCAUCCCGGCCAAGUACAGGCGGGGCCAGGUGGUCUCCUUCCGCUUGUCCUUCCGGCUCAGCACGGAGAGCGCCGUGCAGGUUCUGGAACUUCCAGGCACGGCGUACGAGCAUCUCCUACAAGGCCUGAAGCCCGACAGCGUCUACUUGGUCCGUAUUUCUGCAGCCACACGGAUUGGCUGGGGAGAAGCUUCCCUGUGGACGUCCCAUCGAACGCCAAAGGCCACCAGCGUCCAAGCCCCCAAGUCUCCUGAACUGCGCCUGGAGCCGAUCAACUGCACUACGGUCUCGGUGCGGUGGCAGCAGGACCUGGAGGACACGGCGGCCGUCCAGGGCUACAAGCUGUACUACAAGGAAGAAGGCCAGCAAGAGAACGGGCCCGUCCUGCUCGAAGCCCGCGACCUGAUGCACACCCUCAGCGGCUUGGAUCCCCGGAGGAAGUACCACGUGAGGCUCCUGGCCUACAACGCCUUGGAGGAGGGCUACCAGGCCGACCAGACCGUCAGCACCCCAGGAUGCGUCUCUGUCCGUGACCGCAUGGUCCCCCCGCCUCCCCCUCCUCACCACCUGUACGCCCGGGCGAACUCCUCCUCCGCCAUCUACCUGCACUGGGGCCGGCCGGCCUUCACCUCCGCCCAGGUCCUCAACUACACGCUGCGCUGCAACCCGGUGGGCCUCCAGAACGCCUCGCUGGUGCUCUACCUUCAGACAUCUGAAACCCACCUGCUGGUUCAAGGGCUUGAGCCAAGCACCAAGUAUGAGUUUGCUGUUCGGCUGCAUGUGGACCAGCUCUCCAGCCCUUGGAGCCCCGUGGUAUACCACACAACCCUUCCAGAAGUGCCAUCUGGCCCCCCACUGGGGGUGAAGGUGACUCUGAUAGAGGAGGACACCGCCUUGGUGUCUUGGAAGCCGCCCAGCCGAGUCGGGACCACCGUCUCGCGAUACACCAUCCUCUACGCCUCACGGAAGGCCUGGAUUGCCGGCGAAUGGCAAAUCCUGCACCGGGAAGGAACGAUCACCAUGGCCCUGCUGGAGAAUCUCACCGCCGGAAACGUCUAUCUGGUUAAAAUAGCAGCAUCCAACGAGGUGGGGGAGGGUCCCUUCUCCAACGCGGUGGAGCUGGCCGUCUCGCCGAAGGAAGCCUCGGAGUCGAACCAGAGGCCCAAGCGCCUCGAUUCUGCCGACGCUACUGACCUAGCUUAUUCCGGCUACUACCAGCUGGACCAGAGGUCCAUGACGGGCAUCAUUGCGGGCGUCUGCAUCGCCCUGGCCUGCAUCGUGAUCUGCAUCCUGAUCCUGAUCUACCGCAGCCGAGCCAGGAAAGCCUCAGCCCCCAAGAGUCUCCAGCGGGGCCCCGAUCCGCUCUCUGGCCACAGCGUGGUCUCCUCCGUCGGGGCCACCGAAACGGGCAAGAGCCUGGAGGACGUGGCUGAGAAUACGGAGUCUUUGCUGCCCAUGAUGGCCGGAGGCAACUUCCUGGAUGCCAAGGGUGGGACGGACCUGAUCAUAAACAGCUUUGGUCCCAUCACCAAGAAGACAACGAAGAAGAAAUGGCUCUUCUUUCCAAACUCCACCCAGAGACGAGCUGCCAAAGGGGUGCGUCUGUACCAGCCUGGCACACGUGCCAGCGUUCUCAUGGCCAAAGAGGGAAGCCCGGAGCAGGAGCUGCCGCAGCCCAACCACCGGACCUCCCUCUGUGUGGCUGCUGACACGGAGCAUUCCGCAAACAGUGAAGGAAGCCAUGAAACUGGCGAUUCCGGAAGGUUCUCUCACGAGUCAAACGAAGAACUGCAUCUCUCCAUCCUGGCGUCCACCUCCUACCCAGGGUGCAACGGCCGCCCCACCCCGAGGGCUUCCGAGGAGCCUCCAGACCCGAGCCGCUCUCCGCUCACGCUCCAGCUGUCGCCUGCAGGACAAGACUGA